Molecule: messenger RNA, 675 nt
Organism: Rubroshorea leprosula
Lineage: Eukaryota; Viridiplantae; Streptophyta; Magnoliopsida; Malvales; Dipterocarpaceae
Source: the annotation of a GenBank genome assembly
CACUCAGUCACUGUGCUAUUUGGGGGAGUGGCGGCCGAACUGCCGAGCUCUUAUUCAACGUCGGAAAGCCACCUCGCCGUGCCGUCGCCAUGGGGAAGACACGCGGAAUGGGAGCUGCUCGCAAGUUGAAGUCCCACUGUAGAAGGCAAAGGUGGGCUGAUAAGGUAUAUAAGAAUCCCACCUUGGUAAUGAAUGGAAGAAACCAUUCACAGGAUCUUCUCAUGCAAAAGGCAUUAGGUAUUGAGGCUAAACAGCCGAACUCUGCUAUUAGAACAUGUGCACGAGUUCAGCUAAUAAAAAAUGGAAAGAAGAUUGCAGCGUUUGUACCCAACGAUGGUUGCUUGAAGUUCAUUGAAGAGAAUGAUGAGGUUCUGAUUGCUGGGUUUGGUAGAAAGGGACAUGCUGUUGGACGUAUUCCUGGAGUCAGAUUUAAGGUUGUCAAAGUUUCAGGUGUUUCUCUAUUGGCCCUCUUCAAGGAGAAAAAGGAGAAGCCGAGGUCAUAAGCUCCUGCAACAAGGCAUUUCAUCCUAUUAUUCUCAAUUAUGAAAGCUUCAUUGAUGAGAAAAUUUUGCAAACUUUGGUCUUCCUCACACCACUUUUCUUUUUCUGCAUACAACAUAGUGGAGUGACAUUCUUUUAUUUCUAUGAUGUUGAGAAUAUAUGCCAACUAGAAAU